Messenger RNA from Styela clava, 3810 nucleotides. The record is from RefSeq and is a predicted model, not a curated record. Lineage: Eukaryota; Metazoa; Chordata; Ascidiacea; Stolidobranchia; Styelidae.
CUACGUUCCGUUUAGACUCAAAUUGCUUAGAUAAUCGUAAACAUGCCUUGGAGUUCUAACGCCCGCAAUGUUGGGGAAAGUUUUCUAAAGUUUAUCAUUCAGAAAAGUAAUAACAAAAUAAGAUGGAAAUGGAGUGACAUGGAGGCAGAAUACAAUACAUAUAAAAUCGAACAUUCGACCGAUAUUUCCUUCGGUCAAGUUUUGUACUGUUUAUCACCUCUUUGCUAUAACCCGCCAUAUUUUUUACGUGUGUUGGGGAGCAAUUGGAUCGUAGUUUUUAAGCGCACACAGCUUGAUAAAUAUUUGGGUCAUUACUCGAAACCAAAACGUUUUUCAUUGAAAAAUUCAUCAUCAUCAUCAGCAAAUGGAGGGAGCAAAAAUAGCCAGACGUUGCCGAAACAAAAAGACAGAAAAAAGAGAGAACCUGGGCUCGGUAUUCAACACGACCGUACAUCAAGAAAAAACGUUAAAGACGAGAAAAAUAAAAAUACGCAAAACGAGCCAACCUUCCGAGGCGAAAAAAACAGUCAAGGUAAAAUAUCGCUAGUAAGCGACACAAAAAUAGAUAAUCAAAAUACUGGAGAAGCAACCGCAAAGUCAAAAAUUCGGGCAGUGAAAGGACAAUUGAAUGGAAAUCUAAAAGAGACAGACCAUUUAUGUCUAGGAAUGCCCCUGAAAAAUAUCCAAUCCAAUGUAACGACAAAUAAAACGACAUGUAAUGCAAUAACAGAUAAUAGUGAGAUGCUUGAUGUUACAGAUGGCACAAAGGGAUCAGCACAAGGUCAGAAGAUCCCGGAGAUAAUAAAAGAUUCGCCAAGACGGGGAUCAAGGAAAGUUAGGAUAGAUAUGCAAUAUCAACGCAGUACGAUUCCUGGGGUACUGCCCCCAUCGCUGCCUUGUCUUCAAGAUAAAGAUUCCGGAGGCAAUUAUCAACUCCCGGAAUAUAAAGUUGAUAAAUCAUUUCAGUAUAAGAAACAUAUAAAUAAAUUGAAAAAGAGUCUAAACAGCAAGUUGUAUGCAGAGAAAUUCCAUACUUUGCUAUACAUCGAGGAACUGCAGUACAUGAAAGAUAUCAAAUUUUAUGCAACUGAAUCCACACUUCGACUAAAUCGUAAUCUACUGUAUUUAGAGGUUCCGGGACUGGCAGAGAAAAGGCCAUCGUUGCUGAGGGGAGAUAGAGUGUACGUUAUCCGUCACGAUGCUGAUGGUAAUUUAUAUGGUGAUAGAUAUGAGGGCUAUGUCCACAUUGUUCGUGAUAAAGACGUCGGUUUGGGAUUCAGUAAAAAGCUUUUGGGAGUAUUUCGGAGCAAAAUGCAAUUUUCCGUAACAUUUACAUUCAAUCGAAUGCCUCUACAGUUGAUGCACAGAGCUGUAGAUUGGAUACGUAAUAUUCCAAACUUUGAUGAAAUGCUUUUUCCAACUGAAUUUCCGCAAUUCAAGCAGCCAGAUCGUCAGUUGAUAAUGUUCAAUUCCAAAAUACAAAAGAACGAAAAACAGAGAACAGCUGUUCACCACAUUGUACUCGGUAUAACUCCUCCAAUAUACAUUAUAUUUGGUCCACCUGGAACUGGUAAAACGGUAACGAUGGUUGAGUCAAUACUGCAAACAUUGCGAAAAUGUCGAUCAAGAAACAUUUUAGUAUGCGCACUAUCCAACAAUGCAUGCGAUCUUCUUGCCGAAAAACUCCACGAACACGUAGACAGAAGAGAAAUGCUUCGACUUUACGCUACUUCUAGAAGCUGGAAUGAUGUACCUUCGAAAAUACAAGAUUACGUCGAUACAAAUCAUUCUAUUGGAGGAUUUAUGAUGCCAUCAUCAUAUGAUAUCAAAAAACGUCGCAUUGUUAUUUGCACCUUUGUCACUGCGGGUCGACUCGCUUCCAAAUCUUCACUUUCAAAUCAUUUCACCAACAUAUUUAUCGACGAAUCCGGCCAAGCAUUUGAACCUGAAUGUCUAAUAGCAGUGGCUGGUAAUUUGGCUGUUGGCGGUAAAAUUGUGUUGGCGGGUGAUCCGAAACAACUAGGGCCAAUUGUCCGCUCACCGAUAUGCAAAAUGCAUGGACUUCAAAUUUCACUACUUGAAAGGCUCAUGAGUACAAAUUUUUUGUAUAAGAAAGACAGUGAAACUGGAGAAUACAACCCUCAGUGCGUCACAAAAUUGGUGAAAAAUUAUAGGUCCCACGAAAGCAUUCUGAAGAUACCUAAUAAAAAGUUUUAUGAUAAUGAACUGGAAGUAAAUGCAGACCAAAUGAUUCGAACAAAACUGUGUGGCUGGGAAGAGCUUCCAAACAAGGACUUUCCGAUCAUUUUUCAUGGUGUACAAGGAAACCAAACUAAAGAAAAAUCAAGCCCUUCUUAUUUCAAUCCCGAAGAGGUCAAAGUAGUUGGUGAUUACGUGAAAAAAUUAUUGGACAUACGGGGUAUGCGGAAAAUGAAACCAUGCGACAUCGGUAUAGUAACUCCAUAUCGUAAACAAGUUGAAAAAAUUAGGAACAAAAUAAAAAACCCAAACAUUGACGUUGGGAGUGUUGAAGUCUUUCAGGGACAAGAAAGACUAGUCAUUAUUAUAAGUACAGUACGAAGCAGCAAAGAGGGCCUUACUGACGAUGCUAUUUUCCAUCUUGGAUUUCUAUGUGACCCGAAAAGGUUCAACGUUUCUCUCACAAGACCAAAAGCCCUUCUAAUAAUUGUUGGGAAUCCUAGAUUGCUGUGCUUGGAUAAAUACUGGAAAUCGUUGCUGAAAUAUUGUUUGAAAAACAAAGCUUAUCGUGGAGUAAAAUUUACUUCUGAUGAUUUUGAAGGUGCUAAUAACAUGAAAGAAAUUGAAGAUCUUUUUGAUAAUUUGGAAAUAACCGAAGACAACGUAGACGAAGAAAGACAUGUUACUGAUCAAUCAUCUCCGUACUGGAGGAACGAACAUUAACUUGACUUACUAAAUUUGGCGAAACAAUUGAACCUACUGUUCGCCACUCCAUAAACUGAAGCAAUUAUAUUGUACUGUCAUUGCCUAAUAGUUAUGCUAUUUUAAAAUUGUAAAUCCAUAUCUCAUUGAUUAUGAAACAAUAGCGAAUGCGAAGCACGUCAUAUUUAUUAUCCUGAUUUAAAACUUGAUUCCAGCAUAUUCAAAUGAAUAUGGUUAUGCCUGGUAUACUUAUCCUUGACAAAUCACAGACGCCUCAGAUAAAUUACAGUAUAUACCCUUACAUUCAUACUGAUUAAACUGCCGCCUUUUAAUCAUUCCCAAACAAAAUUGACCUAAAUCGGUAUCAAAUUGAAUUCCCCAAAUUCUUACACUUCUCGCUAUCGAUAACAGUCGAAAAGCGGUAUGAAAAGUUUGAUACAUUUUUAUACCACGACUACUUCCGAUAGCAUCAGUUUGGUUCGUUUUUUGAUGUGAUUAGAUCUAGGUUGUUUCCUUGGCAAUUUAAGCAGACGGUUACCAUAUUGUAAAUCCAAUUGGUACUUUAGGGGUAAAAUUACAGUAAUUCGGAAUUUUCAAGCGCUGCGCGAUCAAAUACUGUACAAAAAACAAAGCAGUAUGAACAAAUAUUGCCUAUGAUUAACAAUUUCGUUUUACUUUUUUCGUUAUUUGACACGUUAUUUUGUCUUAUUCAGUUGAUAAUGUGUAGUUAAUCAUCAAGGCUGGAGUAUGUGACAAUAAAACCCACCAACCAUAAACAAGAUUAUGCGUAGCGUUGGCAAGGGUUUACUUCCGUAACAUUGGCUAAUCAGCAAGGUGUUCAUCGAGACGUACAAUUGAAUACAGUUUUUACCCAUUUUCCCUCGAGCCUCGAUUUUUUUUGUUUACUUC